AUGACAAUAUCUGUUGAUCUCAAUAAUGAUCAAAAAGAAAGCACAGAUUUCCACGACUUUACAUCGCAUUCAAUAUUUUCUAAUCCUACAAAAGAAUACCUUUAUGGCUUCUUUGGGCACAUUUUUAAAAAAAAAUACAGCCUUGAUACAAAGUUUAAAAACCAAAUUCUUUAUGAAAUAGUCAUAAAUGUAAUACUAAUCCUUCAACUCUCAACAUUGUCCUGACAUCCAAGUUUAACGCCAUCUGAUUGAAAUUCUUAUCAAGGGUUUUGGAAGUCUUUUUCAUAUAUUAAUUAUGAUGAAAUUUGUACAACUUUUGAACUGACAGAUUUUUGUUUUUAUGGGACAAUUUCUCUGAUAGGAGCAUGCUUAUGAUUUUUUAUUACUUUUGGAAUUUUUAUGUAUUUAGAAAAAGAUAUUCCAAUGAUUCUUGCACUUUUGCCUAGGAAAAUUGCGUUGCUCCUUACAUCUGUAUGCAUUAUUCCGAGUACAAUAAUUUUAACUAUGGUUAUUAAAUAUUCUCUUGAAGAGAAAUCCGUUAUUGAAGAAUACUCAGGGAAUUUUUCUCCUGAGACAUAUGAUUAUGGAAUUUUAGGGAUUAUUGCCGGAAUUUGCAGCUUAUUAGCACUGAUUUUUAUAAAUUUAUUUUGUGAGGCAUUUUCUUGUGAUAUGAGGCAUUCACACUUCAAAAAAAACUUGAAGGCAAGGUCUAGUGCUGAAUACGACCUAAUUAGGCGUUGGUUUUAUAUGAUAAUAUCCAUUCUAUAUGUCUAUAUUGGAAACAAUAAUGCAUGGAUAUACCAAAUCAUUUUUUUCCUUUUUUGUUUUUAUUUAUGUAUACGUAGCAUGCAAUUUUUGCAGUAUUUCAAUGUUAUUGAAAACUGUAUCCAUGCUUGCAAACUGUCAUCUGUUUCAUGCACAUUACUGAUCCUUAUAUUUGGAGAACUAAUUGAUAACGCAUUAAUAAUUGUUUGGCUUCAUUUAUUUUUCUUACCUUUUGUUAUUUAUCUGACAGUUCGAAUUACCCGGAGAAAUUAUGAAAAAAUGCCAGAUAUAAAAAAACCAAUCCUAACACAAUUUGAUUUCGAGCAAAAAUACCGCAAUUUAUUUGUAGAUGAUGGCCUUGAAAAUAAAGAGCAGGUUAUAGAGCUUUUUAAAACAUUUUGAUCAAUGCCUGGGUUUCAUAAAGACAAGCUGUUUGUGAUAUGAGAAUUUAAUUUUUGCUGCUUUAUUAUUAGAGAUGAAAGAUUGGCAAGGAUAAAACUCACAAAAAUUGGGGAAUCCAAAUCUUCAUUUGAAGGAGAUAUACAAGAAUGAAGACUUUUUGAUUGACUCUUCAGGAAGCACAAAUCAUCUUUUAUUGAUCUAGACCAUUUAGAAUACCUCAAAGAAUUCAGUAAAAUUAAAAAGCAUGAUGAGGAAUUAUGUAUGAUUUUAAAUGAAUUGCACGCAGAAUUCACAUCAAGAAAUCCAAGAGUUAAUAAAUUGACUCAUUUUUCUAAUAGAAUCGCAAGACACAUACAGUCAUUGAGUAAUGGGUACAAGGAUUUGAUUGAGAAAUAUAAAAAUAUGGAAGCUUUUGAAUACUAUGCGACUUUUCUUGACUCUAUAAUGAAUGACCACGAUGAAGCUGAUUUUAUUGUUAGGAAAAAAAACAGUUUAAAUUUCUUCAGCCAACGAAAUGAUGAAGGAAGCCUUGAAAAUUAUGGCAAAGACCUUCCUACAAUCCUCGCUUCAUGUUCUAAUGAAUCUUUUGGGACUAUUGUGUAUAUCAAUGAUAAGGCUUCUCAGCUCUUAAUGUCAUCAAUGGGAAACAUCAUAGGAUCAUCAAUAUUGAAUUUUAUUCCUCAACCUUACAGCUCACGUCAUGAGAAGCUAAUGAAAGAUUUUGUUUUUAAUUGCAACUCAAUAGAAGUGCCAUUCCACGAUUCUUUGUUUUUUUUGCAGAAUAAUGGCUAUCUUCUUGAAUGCGAUUUUUUGAUAAAAUUAACCGCAUUUCAUAACUGCGCCUAUUUUUUACUAUCGUUUAAGGAAAGUGCCAAAAAAAGGCAAAUUGCCUUGAUUUCAGAAGAAAAUGCAAUUUUGGCUCAUACGGAGAGGUUCUCCAGUUAUUUUGGAUUAGAAGGGGAAAAUAUUAAAGGAGCAUUGGUUUCAGAUUAAUAUAAACAAAAUGGUAUUCGGGUCGAGAGAUAUUAGCUUUGCAAGCUUUUCUUUAUAAGGUUGGCUUUUUCCUAUAGAACUUCUGCGCAGCAAUAGUGUUUAUGCUUGAAAUCGCAUAGGGUUAUAGAAACUGAUCCACGUGAAUUCAAUAAGUUCAAGGCUUUCUAGUCAGAAUAUCCGAGGAAGGUAACUCUUAUGUAAACAUAAGUAGAAGCUGAGCCUGGAAGGACAAGUGCAAAUUUUUCCGGAUUAGAUGCGCUGCCAGGCUAGUGGCUUAUUCUUUUUAAAGCCUACUCAUAUGAUGCAGAAUUUAAAGUUCCUGCGUGACGUCACUAGACACCUUAAAUGCCUAAUUAAUCUGUAAUAUCUGAUUUCAGAUUUAAUACCAAUUGCAGAUAUUUGUACUGUAAGAGAAUAUGAGCCACUCCGAAUUUCAUUCAAAAAUCGUGAAUUAAUUAUCAUCCAUAUAGCAAAAGAAAUAAAAACAAAAGUGGUCCAUAUAAUUGCUAUUAUUGACGAUAUAAGUGAAAUUCAGAACUGGAAAUCAGGCAAAUCACAGAUUUUUUCAAGGGAAGCUGGAUUUUUCAGCUCAGAUGAUACUGAAAAAGAACAGAUUUCAAGGGAAGCUUUUGAAGUAAAAUUCAAUUCAAUUGACUAUUUAGUGCCAACAAAAUCUUUUGAAAACCCAGAUACCACAAUAUUUACCCAUUCUCGAGAUAGUCAGAUGCCAGACCAAGCUUUAGAACGAAGAACAUUUAUUGAUAAAGUCUCAGACUCAGAAAGCCGCUCAAAAGGAGGAACAGCGCAAACACAUCAUCAAGCAAAAAAGCUGCUUAUGGACUCUAAAAGAAAAAUCAGGAUAUUGCAUCUUGUCUUAUUUGCCGUUGUAAGGAAUAUUUAGAUGACUUCUGUCAUAAUUACAGUCGCAGCAAUUUUAGUAUAUAUGGAAAUUGAUGUGUCUUAUACAAGCACAUUAGGCUCAUUUCAGACUUUUGGACAGCUUGUAUACGAUUUUGAGCUCUCUGCUGACCUUUCACUUACCAUUAAUGCACUAAUGCUAUACCGUGGAUUCAAAGAAGAAAUAAAUGCAGAAGUCGAAAAAAUGAAGGUCCUGAUAGAUGAUUGAGAAAAAAUCAAGGGCUCUAUUUUCAAAGAUUUUGAUCAGUGGAGCUACUGCUCGUAUUCCAAAGUGGUUAGUGAGCCUUCAAUGCUGAUUUGAAGCUUAAAUCAAAAAACGCCUCAAAAUAGCAAAGAAAAUCUCUAUGAUACUAUAGCAACUUAUAUUUAUAAUGUAAUAGCUAUUUAGGCAAAAAAGCUCAUCUCAGCUGUAGAUGAAGGGUUCGAUCAGCUUCCUUAUGCAAAAUUUUUGUAUAUAAAUGGACUAGGAGAAAUUUUCCAUGAUGCUAAUACUAUAAUGAAUGGGUUAGCAAGCUGCGAGAUUGAGAGAGUAAAAGCCACAGGGACAAACAUUAAUGUACUUCUUGUAAGUGGGUUCUGCACUCUUGGAAUUUUGAUUCUAGUUAUUAUUAGUUGCAUUAUGCUUGUAUCAAAAAAACUUGAUGAAUUUUGAAAUUAUAUUUUAAAUAGUGGCCAAUGGGCCAUGUUUAGAUUAAAAUGCUUGGCUAUGGAUAGGCUAGCAACCACCCAUGGAGCUGAUUGUAAAGCUGACACAAAUCCAGAGUCUCAAAGAAAUGUUUAUCGGGGUGAAUAAUCAUGCAGAUUUGAUUGUGCUCAUUUCAUCAAAGAAAAUUUGAUCGAAAUUUAAAUGGUUUUUUGCCAAUUAUCUAGCUAUAAAAUAAUCGAACAAAUUUCCAUAGGAAAUGCCGUACUAUCAAAAGUGCACGUUCAUUUAGCAUGGAACUGUUUAUCAUACUAGAAAAGUAAAAGGGACGCUUUAUUUACAAUACAUUUGAAGGAUAAUGCUUUUCUUCGUAGUUGCUGCCUCAUAUUAUUUGCUAAUUUUCAAUUAUUUAUACCCUACUUUAGAUCAAAUGAUGAUUACCCGUCCUUCUUUGCUAAAUAAUUUCAUCAUCAGAAGAGCUUUAUAUCUAACUCUUCACCUUUUAAAUUGAAACCAAAAUAUCUAAAGGAUGUAAUAAUUUUUUAAAAAUUUAAUAAAUUAUUGAAUCAAAGUGAUGUGUAUGUUAAAUUGCAAGCUAUUAUACUUUCUCAUUUAAAAAUAAAAUAAAUUAAAGCUUAAAGUAUCAUUUUUGGUGAUAUACAUUUGUAUAAUAUCAAUUUGUUUGCAAACUGUUAUUUUUUCUAAAAAUUUAAACUCUGUUUUAAUCGGGUUAAUUUGCCCAAAAAUGGAAAAUUUGCUGAUUUUUUUCUAAUUUAGCUGAGGGGAAGUAAGACUAUCACUUUUCUCGAGGGAUCGUGUAGUAAAUUAUACAUAUUACGUUAUCCCAGAAUUCUACAACUACCGGCAGUCAUUCGCUGAGGAAAAUCUUAUUAUUAAUCACAUAAAAGCACUAACAAAAGAUUUGCAGACCAAAAAAUACCAAGAACUCCUCUCAGACGAACUUAAAGAAAAAAUGUACGAGAAAAAUAACUUAGCUUAUAAAAUUCUGGAUUAUGGGUCUACGGCAGCUUUGCAAUCUAUGAUUGGUGAUAUUGUAGAUAUAGGAUAUGUACGUGGAGAGACUAAUGCAUAUUUUCUAAGGUUUAUUGAUAAAAUGAAAGCCGUUAAUAAUGAAAUUAGAGACGAGUUUAUUUUGGCUGAUAGAGACUCAAUCAAUAUUAUUAACAGGCAGCUAGAUACAAUUGUAGAUAUUACGAUUAUUUAUGCUUUGGGAUUGUGCGCACUUUUUUUCUUUUACUACUUCCCAUAUUUGAACCUUCAAAUAAAGCAGCUCCAAAGAUUUGCGAUUUUGCCUACAAUUCUGCCUAAAGACCUUGAUUAA
Blepharisma stoltei is the source of this 5063-nucleotide messenger RNA. NCBI's taxonomy places the organism in Eukaryota, Ciliophora, Heterotrichea, Heterotrichida, Blepharismidae. The record is from the annotation of a GenBank genome assembly.